GCUCCACAGCUGGGGCCUCUCCCCAUCCAGCGGAAAGCCAUGUAUACGGUGUCACCUGUGUGCAACAGCCGCAGAACUUCACAUGAUGGUGGCUCAACAGAGGGUGCAGCUACAAUUGGUGCUGCCCACGAGCAUAGAUCCUGUACAGGGGAGGAGCAAGCAGGGCUGUGGCCUGCUGAUGUUAGGCAAUCUGUACCCUCAUUCCAGUUGGCCCCCUCACUGCCCCCACAGCGAGGGCCUCUCCCCAUCGUGCGGAGAGCUAUAUAUACAGUAUCACCUGUGUGCAACAGCAGCAGGACAUUACAUCAUGGUGGCUCAACAGAGGGUGCAGCUACAAUUGAUUCUACCCAUGAGCAUGGAUCCUGUACAGGGGACGAGCAAGCAGAGCUGCGGUCAGCUGGUGUUAGGCAACCUGUACCCCCCUCCCAGUUGGCCCGCUCAGUGCCUCCGCAGCUAAGGCGUCUCCCUAUCCCGCGGAAAGCCAUGUAUAUGGUAUCAUCUGUGUGCAACAGCUCAACAGAGGGUGCAACUGCAAUUGGUUCUACCCACGAGCAUGGAUCCAGUACAGGGGAGGAGCAAGCAGGGAUGUGGCCAGCCGGUGUUAGGCAACCUGUACCCUCAUCCCAGUUGGCCCCCUCACUGGCUCCACAGCUAGGGCCUCUCCCCAUCCAGCGGGAAGCCAUGUAUACGGUGUCACCUGUGUGCAACAGCAGCAGAACAUCACAUGAAGGUGGCUCAACAGAGGGUGCAGCUACAAUUGGUUCUGCCCACGAGCAUGGAUCCUGUACAGGGGAGGAGCAAGCAGGGCUGUGGCCUGCUGGUGUUAGGCAAUCUGUACCCUCAUUCCAGUUGGUCCCCUCACUGCCUCCACAGCGAGGGCCUCUCCCCAUCGUGCGGAGAGCUAUAUAUACGGUAUCACCUGUGUGCAACAGCAGCAGGACAUCACAUCAUGGUGGCUCAACAGAGGGUGCAGCUACAAUUGAUUCUACCCAUGAGCAUGGAUCCUGUACAGGGGACGAGGAAGCAGAGCUGCGGCCAGCUGGUGUUAGGCAACCUGUACCCCCAUCUCAGUUGGCCCGCUCACUGCCUCCACAGCUAGGGCGUCUCCCUAUCCCACGGAAAGCCAUGUAUAUGGUAUCAUCUGUGUGCAACAGCUCAACAGAGGGUGCAACUGCAAUUGGUUCUACCCACGAGCAUAGAUCCAGUACAGGGGAGGAGCAAGCAGGGCCUUGGGUAGCUGGUUUUAGGCAACCUGUACCCCCAUUCCAGUUGGCCCCCUCAUGGCCUCCACAACUAGGGCCUCUCCCCAUCCCACAGAAAGCCAUGUAUAAGCUAUCAUCUGUGUGCAAGAGCAGCAGUACAUCACAUGAUGGUGGCUCAACAGAGGGUGCAGCUACAAUUAGUUCUACCCACGAGCAUGGAUCCAGUACAGGGGACGAGCAAGCAGAGCUGCGGCCAGCUGGUGUUAGCCAACCUGUACACCCCUCCCAGUUGGCCUGCUCACUGCCUCCACAGCUAGGGCGUCUCCCUAUCCCACGGAAAGCCAUGUAUGUGGUAUCAUCUGUGUGCAACAGCUCAACAGAGGGUGCAACUGCAAUUGGUUCUACCCACGAGCAUGGAUCCAGUACAGGAUUUCCACAACACAGAACAAUGGGAGGAAUUAUGUUGACUACCAGAGAAGCACCCUGUCCAAUGCCUGCAUCCAGAAUCCAUAUGAUACCAUCGAGCAAGCCUUCAUUUGAAAACAAGCAAAAACGAAAGAGAGGAGAGUUCCCAGAACAUGAGGCAAUGAGAGGAAUUACGUUGACCAGCAGAGAAGCAGCCUGCCCCAUGACUGCAUCCAGCAUCAACAUGAAACCAAUUAGCAAGCCUUCAACUGAAUACAUGACAAAACUAAAGAGAGGAGACAUUCUGGUCCUUCGACCGUAUAAUGAAAGAAAAGCAGCUGCUGUACAAGAUGUACCUGCUGUGGAGGGCCAGUACAGAAAAGGGACGAUGAAGGAGGUAUCCGGAUUGUAUCAGAUACAGUCUCCAGUGCAGUUUCCACGACAUGAAGCAAUGAGAGGAAUUAUGUUGACCAGCAGAGAAGGAACCUGCCCCAUGACUGCAACCAGCAUCAAAACGAAACCAACUAGCAAGCCUUCAACUGAAUACAUGACAAAACUAAAUAGAGGAGACAUUCUGGCCCUUCGACCAUACAAUGAGAGACAAGCAGCUGCUGUACAAGAUGUACCUGUUGUGGGGGGCCACUACAGAAAAGCGAUGACAAGGGAGGUAUCUGCAUCGUUUCAGACACAAUCUCCAGCACAGUUUCCUCAACAUGAAGCAAUGGGAGGAAUUAUUUUGACUAACAGACAAGCAGCCUGCCCCAUGACUACAUCCAGCAUCAAUAUGAAACCACGUAGCAGGCCUUCAGUUGAAUACAUGACGAAACAAGAGAGAGGAGAGUUUCCACAACAUGAAACAAUAAGAAGAUUUAUGUUGACUAGCAGAGAAGCAGCCUGUCCUAUGACCACAUCCAGCCUCAAUAUGAAACCACCUAGCAAGCCUUCAAUGGAAUACAAGACAAAACAAAAGAGAGGAAAGUUUUCAGAACAGAGGAUAAUGGGAGUGUCUGCAUCAGCUAUGGCUGAAACAGUAUCUGCGUCCACCUUUAAUGACACAAUGCCAGGCAGGGCAUCAACUGAAUAUACUGAGAAGCAAACAGAAGGAGAGUUUUCAGAACAGAGGAUAAUGGGAGUGUCUGCAUCAGCUAUGGCUGAAACAGUAUCUGCGUCCACCUUUAAUGACACAAUGCCAGGCAGGGCACCAACUGAAUAUACUGAGAAGCAAACAGAUGGAGAGUUUUCAGAACAGAGGAUAAUGGGAGUGUCUGCAUCAGCUAUGGCUGAAACAGUAUCUGCGUCCACCUUUAAUGACACAAUGCCAGGCAGGGCACCAACUGAAUAUACUGAGAAGCAAACAGAUGGAGAGUUUUCAGAACAGAGGAUAAUGGGAGUGUCUGCAUCAGCUAUGGCUGAAACAGUAUCUGCGUCCACCUUUAAUGACACAAUGCCAGGCAGGGCACCAACUGAAUAUACUGAGAAGCAAACAGAUGGAGAAGACAAACAUGCAGAAACAAGCAGUGCCCAGCAGCCUUCACCACUGCCACCUCUUAGCAUCCUGCGGAGAUCUGAGGAAGAGUUGCUACAAUGGCCUCUCCCAACACCACAGGAUGUUGAGUACUACAUUGGUCUUCCAUUAUAUGCUAGUAGUAGUAGCUCACUGGGAGUUGCUACCGCAAUACAUACAGAUGCAGAUACAUCAGAGGAAUCCCCAACUGGAAGAGGUUAAUGCAGUGACUGGAGGGUGUUGUACAAAGGGCACAGCAUGAGGUGUGGAGCUGAAGCAUGAGUGCAGUCUAAUAACAGAUACAGUUUCUUGAGUAUAGAGAAACCCAAAACACACACUUGGAGUGAAGCCAGCAUCACAAUGAGUGUAACAGUAAUAUUUCUUUGAUUUUGUGUAGUUUACUAAUUCAUGAAAAAAUUUUAUUCAUCAUUCAGUAGAAAGCUUGCAUUUUAUUGUUCCAUAUGCCUCCACAUUUCAUCAUGUGAACACACAUGAGUUUGCUUGUUACGAUGUUUAUCAGAAAGGUUUUAAUUAUGUUUUAGCUUCUUGUUCCUUAUAGG
This is a messenger RNA of Schistocerca nitens (vagrant locust), 3671 nucleotides long. RefSeq lists its product as uncharacterized. NCBI's taxonomy places the organism in Eukaryota, Metazoa, Arthropoda, Insecta, Orthoptera, Acrididae. Bases 40 to 3333 code for a protein of 1097 amino acids. The record is from RefSeq and is a predicted model, not a curated record. The transcript has 21 exons.